AUGUCAAGACAGCUUGCAGAUAGGGAUAGACCAGUUGGUCGGGCAUAUGCAUAUGGGUAUACAAGUGUAGUUGUCCAGCUGGCGCGCAUAUCUGAUCCAGUAGAGCUAUUUCCAACUUUUGAUGAUGAUGAGGAGGAGCAGCCACAUAGGCGAGGGGGUCCUAGACGGAGAGAGGAGGAUGUGGGAGAGGAGGGAGGAGAUGGAUGUGGAGGCAGUGGUGGAGGAUAUGGAGGUGGAGGCGGUGGAGGUGGAGGGGGUGGUGGAGAUGGCAGAGGUGGAGGUGGAAGAGGUGGUCUCGUUCUUGGUGCGGGUGGGGGUGGUAGGAUAGGUGCGGUGUUAGCUGCUAUGGGAGGGAUAGAGGAUGAGAGGCGACCUAUCCAGAGGAGGAGAUCUGACAUUCUACCUCCACAAAUGCCUCAGACAGGGACAGGUGCAGUUAGGACUACGACAUAG
This is a messenger RNA of Cryptomeria japonica (Japanese cedar), 453 nucleotides long. RefSeq lists its product as uncharacterized. Bases 1 to 453 code for a protein of 150 amino acids. The transcript is spliced from 2 exons. Lineage: Eukaryota; Viridiplantae; Streptophyta; Pinopsida; Cupressales; Cupressaceae. The record is from RefSeq and is a predicted model, not a curated record.